GGGAGGCUAAGGCAGGAGAAUGGCAUGAACCUGGAAGGCGGAGCUUGCAGUGAGCCAAGAUUGCGCCACUGCACUCCAGCCUGGGUGACACAGCCAGACUCUGUCUCAAAAAAAAAAAAAAGACCCGCCUGGGCAACAUGGCAAGACCCAUCUCUACCAAAAAAAAAAAAAAAAGAAAGUAAAUAAGAGUAAUAGAGUAAUGGGGGCAGGAGCAUGGAGCAGGGGUCCAAGUUUAAACUGCGCAAGGAGAAGAAACCAUUGGUUAUUUUCUGAGCCAUGUGCUAAGGUCAAAACUAGGUGACCUUGGGCAAGUCUCUCUCUCUCUGGGUGGUUCCACAGCUGUUAAACAGGUUUGGAAAUUAUUAUCUACAGGUAAAGCACCCAUAAUGGUGCCAGACAACUUGGUAGGUCCCCAAUAUAUAUUGUGUGCCAGGAAUUUUACAUAUUUACUAAUUUGAAUCUUUACAACACUGAAGAGGUAGGUGACAUUAUUAUAUAGAUGAGAAAACGGGCAUGUUAAAGCGGUUAAGCAACGUCCUCGAGGUCACUCAGCCAGUAAGACGUUAACUGAGCCUAGGUUCAAUCUAGGUCUAUCAGGCAGCAAAGUGUUUUAUUACUUGGGAAGAAAAAGGCACAGAAAAAUGAAUAAGUGAGUUCAACACUAUUAACUCAUGAAUUGAUAAUGCUCUGUCCAUCUUAACACUGCUAUGAAGGAGAAGAUACUCAAAUAUAAAAGUUGGCAGGGCACAGUGGCUCAUGCUUGUAAUUCCAGCACUUUAGGAGGCAGAGGCAGGAGGACUACUUAAAAGCCAGUAGAUCGAGACAAACCUGGGCAACAUAGUGAGACUCUGUCUCUACAAAUAAAUGUUUUACAAAGCAAAUUAGAGCCAGGCACGGUGGCUCAUGCCUGUAAUCCCAGCACUUCGGGAGGCCAAGGCGGGUGGAUCUCAGUUCAAGACCAGCCUGGGCAACGUGGUGAAACGCUGUCUCUACUAAAAAUACAAAAAUUAACUGGGUGUGGUGGUGCACGUCUGUCACCCCAGUUACUCGGGAGACAGAGGCAGGAGAAUUGCUUGAACCGAGGAGGUGGAGGUUGCAGUGAGAUGAGAUUGCGCCACUGCACUCCAACCUGAUUCUCCAUCUCAAAAAAAAAAAAAAAAAAAAAAAAAAUGCAAAUUAGGCGAGGUACUGCCCGCCUAUAGUCCUAGCUACUCCAGAGGCUAAGGCGGCAGGAUGGCAUGAGCCCAAGAGGUCAAGGCUGCCGUGAGCUACCACUGUUCCACCGCAGUCCAGCCUGGGCGACAGAGCGAGACUCUGUCUCAACAACGAACCAAUAAAUACAUAAUAAAAAGUAAUGGUUAAGCGGAAGAUACCUAGGUACACAUCACAACAAAAUUCUAUGAGGUUCUUUCAAAGUGUGCUUAGAUAAUUAAGGUUUGUCAACAUCGUGGCAUCCACAAUUACCACCAUCUCAAUCACAAACCUGGAAAUUUACCCGUGUAAUUAAUUCCCACUGCAUAACCAUGUUUUGUUAUUGCUAGAUGAUGGAAUCCACACCAGUAUCCAAUUCUUUUUCCAAGGCAACGACUUCUGCAAAAAACCGAGAUGUGCAGUCUCUCUUGCUAAGUCACCGACCACCUGUACUCUCUCCUCUCAAAACCCCCCAAUACCCAGGCAGUGAGUAAGCCCUGGAAGGCAGGAUUCGUGUCUGCAUCCCACCGCCUCGCACCCCCUUCCGGGGCAUCCUCAUCGUGUGGCCAGCUCCUGCCUUGGAGAAGGAGGUGGCCUUUACUUGGGUGUCACCCGGGGACCACUUGGGGGUCCAAGCGGGACAGGCCUCCGAGGUCCCCGCCAUGUAUGGAGGCCGAAAGGCAGCGUCCCAGGCGAACCGGACAGGGAGUUCCCCCCAGCUCUCCAGGUCACCUCCCGCCGACGGACGGAAAGGCCGGCGCGCACGGGCGUGGUGCGGCGGGGAUAGGAGGCAGCCACGGGCGCACCCCAGGGCCAGCACAUAAUGGGCCGCGGCGGCCGGGCAGGCGUCCAGCUGGGACGCCGCCGCACCACGUGGGCCGCAGAGCGCACGGGGCAGGCAGCUGCCCGUGGGCCCAGGGCCGGGCGCGGCGCAGCCAGCGUCCGUGCGUGCGCGCGCGCGCGUGCGCGUGCGUGCGUCCAAGGGAUUUGCGAUCAGGCGGCGCGACGGACAGCCCCGGCGGCGGGGCGGGGGGAGUUAUAUUGCGGGGUCCUUCCUCGCUCACCCUGGUUCCUCUCGGAGCGGAGACGGCAAAUGGCGGACUUCGACACCUACGACGAUCGGGCCUACAGCAGCUUUGGCGGCGGCAGAGGGUCCCGCGGCAGUGCUGGUGGCCAUGGUUCCCGUAGCCAGAAGGAGUUGCCCACAGAGCCCCCCUACACAGCAUACGUAGGAAAUCUACCUUUCAAUACGGUUCAGGGCGACAUAGAUGCUAUCUUUAAGGAUCUCAGCAUAAGGAGUGUACGGCUAGUCAGAGACAAAGACACAGAUAAAUUUAAAGGAUUCUGCUAUGUAGAAUUCGAUGAAGUGGAUUCCCUUAAGGAAGCCUUGACAUACGAUGGUGCACUGUUGGGCGAUCGGUCACUUCGUGUGGACAUUGCAGAAGGCAGAAAACAAGAUAAAGGUGGCUUUGGAUUCAGAAAAGGUGGACCAGAUGACAGAGGCUUCAGGGAUGACUUCUUAGGGGGCAGGGGAGGUAGUCGCCCAGGCGACCGGCGAACAGGCCCCCCCAUGGGCAGCCGCUUCAGAGAUGGCCCUCCCCUCCGUGGAUCCAACAUGGAUUUCAGAGAACCCACAGAAGAGGAAAGAGCACAGAGACCACGACUCCAGCUUAAACCUCGAACAGUCGCGACGCCCCUCAAUCAAGUAGCCAAUCCCAACUCUGCUAUCUUCGGGGGUGCCAGGCCUAGAGAGGAAGUCGUUCAGAAGGAGCAAGAAUGAGCCUGCGGUUGGGAGGGAAUGGGGCGUGGGGGGUUAGAGCAGGACCACAGCCUGGUGAGUCCCCGGGCAGCCGUCCUGCAGCCGCCACUCCUGCGCCUGCCAUUGGCCUCCUCACAGCGGAAACACAGCUUGUGAGUGCAUGUCAGCUGUUAACAAGUGGUUUUUAGUACAUUCUGGGCUUUGCUGUAUCUAUCUAGUGCCUGUUUGUGCGUUUUUUUCUUUCUUCCGCUGCUUCCCCAUUUUCCUUCUGUCCUUUUUCUCCUGCUCCUUGUUUUCCCAGCAGCACAUGGGGUUCCUCGGAGGAGCAGAGGUGGCCGCCGUGGGGGGGCGUUUGGGCUGUGGUGCUGCGUCAUUUUUCCUUUGCUUUCUCUUUACUUUAGACAUUGGCCCAACUCCAGGCGUUUCCUUUCAUUCCCUCAGUGCUUCUCUUCUGACCUGCAUGUUGAGUUCUGUAUUGCUGGGGCUUCCAACAAAAACCAGAGUCACUGACAGAGGGAACGGCAGAGACCUUGUUGGUAUUCAGCUGUGAUGGAUAUAGAGAAUCGGAGGCACCUUGUUUUCACAACUAGGAUAAAAAUAUUUGCAGGGUCCUUUCCAUUCCUAUUUAGAGGGAGUCCUGGCUCCAUGACCCCCUCCCGAGUGGACUGUCCAAGCAGAUAGGCUCACACGAGAAACAGUGAGGCUGAAAGGGGGGGCCAUGGAAGAGCGGUGGGGAGUCCACGGAGAAGAUGCAGUGAAUGCUUGCAUGCAUUCACACGUGUGUGUGUCCCAGCUAGUUCACUCCUUUCGCCGUGCGUGGUGGAGGCUCGCCUCUCUGGCCGGGUGCAGUGAACGGCCAGCGGGUUUCUUUUCUGCUGGGCCAAGGCGCUUUGGGGGUGGAGGGGGUGGUGCUGGCGCUGCACUGGGCUGACUGCGGCGCUGACGCGACGUUUCCCCCCAUCCCUGUUGCCUGUGUGUUGUGUGGAUCUGUUCCUAGUAUAGGCAACAUAAUGAGAUACUGUGCUUCCCACCUUCCCUUCAGUUCAGAGCCAAAAUGGGUCUAGAAUCUGGCACUUUACUCAUUUCCUUUGAUAAAUUGUACUAUGCAGAGCUGUCAGGAACCUUCAGAUAGCAGUAGAGGACUGCAGCUGUCUAGGUCUGCGGCCACAUCUUGGGGACACACUGGAUUGUUCCCAUGUGCAGGGUUCAGCACUUAUGUGGGAGUGCUAGGGGUUAGGCUUUUGAGCUUGAACGCCUGCGUGUGAACAGAUGAAAAAUCCUUCAGUACCCAAGUCCCAGUCUGUCCUAUGGGGAGCAGUUUGGGGGCGGCCGGCAGCAGGAGCCUGGGAAAGAGGCCCUCGCCAGGUGAUGGCAGGGCCAGGGUGGCCUGGGGCACCCAGCGGAAUGUGCUUAGUAUUUGGUCACCAGCCGUCAUCCUGGGCUUUUCCUACUGUGUCUUGUUACAAGGCCUCAGCAAUCCACAGAACUCUCUCUCCUUCCUUCCACCUGUCAGCUUCUCUGCUUCUGAGAUAAGAACCAUUUGUGUAACACCAACACUUAACUUCAGAAAGACAUGCAUUAUGUGGUGUAAUCAAACCCGAUGCUUUCAGAUGACCUACUUACAUCUUCAAUGUGGAUAAGAUAAAGAACAAAACACAUGCAUCUAAACUGCUGGGCAAUCCAGUUGACUUUUAAAUGUAAGAAUGGAAUUCCAAACACUUAACACAUUCAGCUAUAUGACAGAAAGUAAAUCUAUGGAUAUGGUAUUUUGUGAAUGAUCUUUUAAAUAAAAGAAAACCUUACGUAAUA
Messenger RNA from Pan troglodytes (chimpanzee), 4759 nucleotides. It is a transcript of the gene EIF4H, whose product is annotated as eukaryotic translation initiation factor 4H. The transcript has 6 exons. The record is from RefSeq and is a predicted model, not a curated record. Gene Ontology annotation, molecular function: RNA binding. NCBI's taxonomy places the organism in Eukaryota, Metazoa, Chordata, Mammalia, Primates, Hominidae. The coding region runs from base 2015 to 2971 and encodes 318 amino acids.